AAAAUGAAAAAGAAAUAUAAAAACAAAGAGGCCAUAAAUCAAAUCUUGAUAGCAACUUACAUCUUGGAACAAAUUCGCUUGAUCAACACAUUAACUGCUUGACCAUCACUCUGUUCAUCUAUCAAGCUCUCCACUCUCGUUGCCAAAAUGCCUUUAAGGAGGCUAGUUGAGAUUGAGCCACCAAGCCCACUUAGGUAUUUGAUGGGAGCUGCUAUUAUGAUGAUUGGUGUUGUUUUGCCUGUUGGUUUUAUGAUGUUUCGAAACAAACGUGUCCCCUCUUCCUCUUCUUUUGCCAAACAAACGUAGGAACAAGGUUUUGAUUUGAAUGGGAUUGAUUGGUAAUGACGGUGGUAGAUUUAGCUCAUAAAGCUUCUUGAGUGCGUUGUUAAUGUCGGAAUGAAUUAGCGGAUAUGUGGAAAGUGCCAGUGUACAUGCUUCGAUUAUUGAUUACUCUGUUGAGAGAUUCGAAUUUUUGUUCUGGAAAAAGUUUAUGUUUGAAUUAUCGAUGUGUUUGAGAGAUCAUACUUCUUAACAUGACAUAUAAACUCUUCAUUAACUGUUUCGAGUGGUAAUCUAUAUGUAAUCUGCUGUUAAUUGAGCAUUGUUACAGCUGAUGGUUGAAUUUCAAGCUAGAUUAUAAUUUUGUGAUUCUCUGAUUGUGGAAUGUUUCAUAGAAUUUUAUGUCGAUCGAAGCUGCACUUGGUGACUUUCUGUGGUAUCAGGUUACAUGUUAGGAAGAAACAUUGCCAUACUGGUAACUACCAUCUUUGUAGCUCCAGAAUGUUACAGUUUAUGACGGUUUUUGCAAGGAGGCCUAUGUUUAUGUUUUUCACA
Daucus carota subsp. sativus is the source of this 834-nucleotide messenger RNA. RefSeq lists its product as uncharacterized. Gene Ontology annotation, cellular component: Golgi apparatus. The record is from RefSeq and is a predicted model, not a curated record. The transcript is spliced from 3 exons. Lineage: Eukaryota; Viridiplantae; Streptophyta; Magnoliopsida; Apiales; Apiaceae. The coding region runs from base 148 to 306 and encodes 52 amino acids.